GGCGCACUGCAACCCUGUUUGAGAAAUUUGUGUUUGUCAAAACAAAAUUGAAACUAAAAACUCGCUUAAAUCGUCCCCCAGCGUAAUUUCCCUUGAAUUUCGUGUUAUUCAUGUGUCCGAAUGCCGACGACGGCCCCCCGCGUACCCGUGAACGUUGUACCAUGUGUGCCGCCCCCGUUUGAGUGCCAGCUAAUCGCCUUGGCAGAGUUGCGCGUCUGAACGAAUGAAAAAACUGGACAUGUUUCGCUCGAAGCACUUGUGACUGACGAAAUCUCAAUUAAAAGCGCCGCCAUGCUGCAGUACAAGAGUGCCGCCAGUGCGGCGACCAGUGCGCCCCCAACCACGCCCUCGGCGGCCGGCGGUUCCGCCAAGGCGGCGACACCAAGUGGAGCAAGUGCAGCACCUCCCCAAUCGCAGGCACAGGGUGCUCCCGGGGCACCCACUAUGCAGCAGAUCAUCAACAUCCACCAGAUGCCACCUCAGUUCGCCGGCGGAACGGUUGCCGGUGGCGCCCAGAGCGCUGGGAUGCAGCAGAACAUGUUUCAGAUCGUACAGCCCAUGCCCAUGCAAACGGUCAACAUCGAUGGCCAAGAGGCCAUCUUCAUACCCAACCUCAAUGCCCAAAUGGCCACCGCGCAGGCGGUCAACUUCAACGGGCAGCAGGCUUUCAUCACGCCCAGCGGUCAGAUCCUGCGGGCGCCGCAGGUGGCAGCCAACCCGGUGGCCUCCAACUGCAUCCAGCUGCAGCAGCUCAACGGCCUGGGUCAGGAGCAAACCCAGCUGAUCACCAUACCUGGCACCAAUAUUCAAAUACCCGUCACCAAUCUCAUCCAGCAGCAACAGCAGGUGCAGCAGGUACAGCAAGUGCACCAGGGUGCUGUGCAGCAGCAGGCACAAGGAUCGAAUGCUGCCGGAGGUAAUGCAGCGGGAGGAGCAAAUUCUGGGGCGGCGGGCCAGCUGCCGGGCAGUAUCACCAUCCCGGGAACGAACCUGCAAAUACCCACCUCGGUGGCGGCGGCCAAUGGAUUGCUGGGAAACCUCUCUAACCUGCUGGGCGGCGGGCAAUCCAUUAAGCUGGAGAAUGGACAACUACAGAUGCGUCCCCAACUGGUGCAGUUUCCGGCGCAAGCCGUACCGCAGCAACAGCAAACGGUGGCCGUGCAAAUACCCGUGCAGACGGCCAGCGGACAGACCAUCUACCAGACGGUUCAUGUGCCCGUCCAGGCAGCGGCAACGGCGGGCGGAGGACUACAAAACCUGAUGCAGGCGCAAUCUCUGCAGAUGCCCGCCGCCUCACAGAUGCAAAUCAUCCCGCAGUUUUCACAGAUCGCACAGAUUGUUACGCCCAACGGGCAAAUUCAGCAGGUGCAACUGGCCAUGCCAUAUCCUCAGCUGCCGCCGAAUGCCAACAUCAUACAUAUCCAGAAUCCCCACCAGCAGCAGCAACAAGUGCAGCAACAACAACAACAGCAGGUUCAUCAGCAACAACAGGCGCAGCAGCAGCAACAGGCACAGCAGCAGCAACAACAGCAGGUCCAAGCGCAACAUCAGCAGCUACUGCAGGCCAUCAGUGAUGCCUCGGCGGGUGGACAACUGCCGCCCAAUCAGCCCAUUACCAUCACCAAUGCUCAGGGCCAACAACUGACGGUGAUUCCCGCCCAACUGCGACAGGCUGCGCCUCCCGCUCCUGCGCCCGCUCCGGCAACUGUGCCCACGCCCAUGCAGUUGCCCAAUCUUCAGGCGUUGCCCAUCCAGAAUAUUCCCGGUUUGGGUCAAGUGCAAAUCAUUCACGCCAACCAGUUGCCGCAUCUGCCGGCCAACUUCCAGCAGGUGCUAACCCAAUUGCCCAUGUCGCAGGCUCAGGUGCAAACCCAUGUGACGAACCAGGGCCAAGUGCAGGUGAUGCCCAAGCAAGAGCCGCAGAGUCCGACGCAGAUGAUAACCAGCAUUAAGCAAGAGCCACCGGAUACCUUUGGACCAAUCACCGCCACCUCCAACACUCCGGCCCCCGCCUCCACGCCGAGCACAUCCACACCGCAACAGCAGCAGAUCAAGUUCCUUCAUACGGAGGGCAAUACCCUGUCCAGCCUGAGCAUACCAGCCUCCAUUCAGAUCACGGCCCUGCCACAGCAAGCGACGAAUCCACCGAACACCCAAGCUCCAUCCGUACAGCUGCCGGUAAGAAGUAAAGCCAACGUGGUAAGCACGUCCAGUACUCAGAUUACGAUUGCGCCGACUGGUGGCCAAGUCGUGGCUGUGACCACGCAGGCCAGGGGUGCAACUGCCAGCAUAAGGAGCACGAACAGUGGCACAACGACGAUAACAACGCCGGCCCAGGGCAAUCUGAAUGUGAGCAUCAGUGUGGCGAGUGCAGGUGGAGGCGCAUCGGGAGGCGGUGGAGGAGGAGCGGCAGUUGGAGAGCAGAAACCGCGCCUAAAGCGAGUGGCCUGCACUUGCCCCAACUGCACCGAUGGCGAGAAGCACUCGGACAAGAAGCGCCAACACAUCUGCCACAUCCCCGGCUGCCAGAAGGUUUACGGCAAGACCUCCCAUCUGAGGGCUCACCUCCGCUGGCACACCGGCGAGCGGCCAUUUGUCUGCUCCUGGGUGUUUUGCGGCAAACGCUUCACGCGCUCCGAUGAGCUGCAGCGCCACCGACGGACGCACACGGGCGAGAAGCGGUUCCAGUGCCGCGAGUGCAACAAGAAGUUUAUGCGCAGCGAUCACUUGUCCAAGCACAUCAAGACGCACUUCAAGAGAGGCUCCGGCUUGGAGCUAAUCGAGCUGAGCAUCAAGCAGGAGGGCAAGAGUGGCAACUCGCCCAAGAGCAUCAGCACAAUGGGCGGCAUUGUGACGAUAGAGAUCCCUGGCGGCGGUGCUGCGGCGGCGGGAAGUGGAGCCUCCAGUGUGGCGGCCACGGUUGCGGGCUCAACUGUGGCGCCUGGCGGGGCCACGAUCGUUCAGCUGCCGAAUGUGGAUGCCCAUGGCGGAGGCGACAGUUUCGGCGAGGACGAGGAAGACGAAGAGGAUGAGGAGAUGACCGAAGACGACGACGAUGACGAGCAGCUCGAUGAUUGCGAGGAUGAACUACUGGAUGAUUGCGAGGAUGAGGAGGAUGAUGAGGACGCGGAUCUGGAUAGCGGCGAUGAGGCGAAGAUGACCAUUGCUGUCAGUGAGCCUGGCGACAACUCGUCCAACUAGCAUUCGGAGUCGCUGUUCAUGGAACAGUUCUUGUUUGACCACUUCCCGUAGCACCCACCGCCCCCCUGCCACGCCCCGUGGGACCAUGUAAACUAGCU
Molecule: messenger RNA, 3299 nt
Organism: Drosophila suzukii
Lineage: Eukaryota; Metazoa; Arthropoda; Insecta; Diptera; Drosophilidae
Gene: Spps
Product: Sp1-like factor for pairing sensitive-silencing
Biological process (GO): regulation of transcription by RNA polymerase II
Molecular function (GO): DNA-binding transcription factor activity, RNA polymerase II-specific; RNA polymerase II cis-regulatory region sequence-specific DNA binding
Source: RefSeq, a predicted model, not a curated record